Molecule: messenger RNA, 1764 nt
Organism: Trifolium pratense (red clover)
Lineage: Eukaryota; Viridiplantae; Streptophyta; Magnoliopsida; Fabales; Fabaceae
Product: F-box protein At4g22280-like
Exons: 3
Coding region: 262-1494 (410 amino acids)
Molecular function (GO): protein binding
Source: RefSeq, a predicted model, not a curated record
AACAUUUCUCUCCACUCAACUCAAAAUCUAAAGUACAAACCCUAGACUAGUUGAAUUUCACUGUUGCUAUAAUCCUUUGUCUGUUCUCCAAAUUCAUUACAAAAUUUGAAUCCGCUAUCACAAGUUAUGUCUUGUUUCUCAGAUCAAUUUUCUCUCCACCUUACCCCAAUCAAUUCACAAUCCAUUUUCUCAUAUCACGAGUUUUAUUUGAAUCUACUUCUAUUGUUUUCUUUUUCUUCUACUGAUUAGGUACUUUUCCCAAUGUCUGAUUCCGAGAUAGUGGUUCCACCGGCGAUGAAGAGAAUCAAGCUCAACGACAGUGAAAAUAAAGAUAGACUCAGCCAUUUACCUGAUAGCGUUAUCAUUCACAUACUCUCUUUUUUGAACACCAAGCUCGCAGUUCAAACUUGCAUUUUGUCCAAAAAAUGGAAACAUUUCUGGAAACAUCUUCCAAAUAUUACACUGCAUUAUGCAGAUUUUGGGGCUUACGAAAAAUUCGCCAGAUUAGUGUCUAAGAUUUUAUCUCUCCGCGAUUCCUCUAUCUCGCUGCAGGCUUUUGAUUUUAAGCAUAGUAAUGAUCGUGUUGAGCCGGAGCUGGAAAAGAUUCUGAAUUAUGCUAUUUCACACAAUGUCGAGAGGUUAGGACUUGAUUUCUAUGGUGACAUUGGGCAAAUUCCGUCCUCCAUGUUUUCAUGUUGGACUUUAACACAUCUUAAGCUUUUUAUUCACAAUGGUGGUAGUGGGCGUGAAACACUGUUUCCAAAAUCUGUCGAUUUGCCGGCAUUAACCAACUUGCAACUAGGGAAUUUUGCAUUUGGUGUUUAUGAUAAUGACCGUGCUGAGCCAUUUUCGACGUUUAAAAGGUUGAAUAGUUUGCUCAUUUCCAAUUGUAUUGUGAGCGGUUUUCCAAAAAUUCUUUGUGUAUCAAGUGUGACACUUGUCAAUUUAACUUUGUAUAAUCAGAUAUACAACUCUUACAAAAUUGAUCUUUGUACACCAAGUCUUUGUAAGUUUGGUUUUAUCGGUACUCCUUAUCAGAAACUAUCUGGGAGCAAUGUUUCUUCUCUUAAACAUGUAGAUAUUGAUGCGGAUAUAUUUUCACAUUCUGAGGGCCCUCCUUUGUUUCUCUUUAGCUGGCUGCUAGAGUUUGUUAAUAUAGAAUCGUUGAUGGUCACCGCAACUACUCUUCAGAUUCUCUCCAUAUUUCCUAAUGUGUUGAAGAAUAGAUUACCUUCCUUGCGUAAAUUGAAGUCAUUGAAAGUGAAAAUGGAAGAACUUUCCGAUAAGUUUCGCAUGACACUGAGGAGUGUCCAGUUACGGAAAGCCAUGUCACUAAGAGAAGCCGAUAGGAUAGAAAAAGCAUUUAAAGCAGGAUUGAUACCUUCUUCACCCGUACCUGAUGGAAUAGUGAACUUCUUGCUUCAAAAUUCACCCUUGGCAAAAGUUGACUUCAUAGAAUGCUCAAGGCAACCUGGUGAAGAGAGAUCUUUAUAAUCGUAAGUGCUCGUUUAAACACUUGCACAAUCUUACAGUUGUGUGGCGCACUGUGCUUAAUGUUGAUGGGAGUUACCCAAGUGAUGUUGGUAGAGCGGGUUUUGGUGGCUUACAGUAUUCUUUUCUGUAUUAUGGAUCAUAUGCUUUGUUUAUCAUGUUAUCUUAACGACUCUGUUAGUCUGUUAUUCACAACUUGCACCACUGUACUGGUGCUCAAACUGAGUUCAAGUUGCCCCAAUUGAACUUCACUUAUGGAAACUUAAAAUGGAA